CUGUCUGUGAUAUAGGAUCUGCUUCUUUUAAAUACGAUAUGCGCCGACUGAGUGAGAUUCUAGCCUUUCCAAGGGCUUGGUACAGGAGAAGCAUUGCUAGACGGCUUUUCCUAGGUGACCAAACAAUAAAUCUGCCAGCAUCGGGCCCUGGAACACCAGAUUCACUUGAAGGGGUAAGCCAGCAUCUUUCUCCUGAAUCAUCACGGAAAGCAUACUGUAGGACGUGGGAGCAGCCCUGCCAAUCUGCUUCGUUUACACACAUGGCACAGUCACCUAAUGUUUUUAGUGAACAUAAUGCAAGCAGCAGUAUGUCACCUGGGACAGCAUCUCAUAGCUUAAAGUCUCCAGCUGUUACAAGAUCCAGGAGCGUGUCUGACUCUUCAGUGCCUCAGAGAGAUACUCUCUCAAAAACAUCAACUCCAUUUAAUAAGUCAAAUAAAGCUGGAAACCAGCAAGGAACACCAUGGGAAACACUGGUCGUAUUUGCUAUGAACCUAAAACAAUUAAAUGUUCAAAUGAAUAUGAGCAAUGUAAUGGGCAACACUACGUGGACCACCAGUGGUUUGAAAAGCCAGGGCCGUCUGUCUGUGGGUAGUAGCAGAGACCGGGAAAUUAGCAUGUCUGUUGGCUUGGGAAGAUCACAGCUGGACUCCAGAGGGGGUGUUGUUGGAGGUACCAUAGAUGUUAAUACCCUGGAGAUGGUGGCUCAUAUUUCUGAACACCCAAAUCAACAGCCCAGUCAUAAAAUUCAAAUUACCAUGGGUUCUACUGAAGCACGUGUUGACUAUAUGGGGUCCAGUAUCCUAAUGGGAAUCUUCAGUAAUGCUGAUCUUAAACUACAGGAUGAAUGGAAAAUUAAUCUGUAUAAUGCUUUGGACUCGAGCAUCUCUGAUAAAAGUGAGAUAUUUGUCCAUGGGGACUUGAAAUGGGAUAUCUUCCAAGUAAUGAUUUCAAGAUCGACUACACCAGACCUAAUAAAAAUAGGAAUGAAACUCCAAGAGUUCUUUACUCAGCAGUUUGAUACAAGUAAACGAGCUUUGUCCACUUGGGGACCUGUUCCUUAUCUCCCUCCCAAGACAAUGUCCAACAACAUAGAGAGAAGUUCACAUGAGCAAUUGUUGGAUGCAGCCCAUCAUCGCCAUUGGCCAGGAGUUCUGAAAGUGGUAUCUGGGUGCCAUAUAUCCUUAUUUCCGAUGCCCUUGCCAGAAGAUGGAAUGCAAUUUGGAGGAUCCAUGAGCCUGCAUGGAAACCAUAUGACGCUGGCUUGUUUUCACGGACCUAAUUUCCGCUCAAAAUCGUGGGCCUUAUUUCACCUUGAAGAACCCAAUAUUGCGUUUUGGACAGAAGCCCAGAAAGUUUGGGAGGAUGGUACCAGCGAACACUCCACGUAUAUUGUGCAAACCCUGGACUUUCAUUUGGGCCAUAACACUAUGGUCACCAAACCAUGUGGAGCCCUUGAAAGCCCUAUGGCGACAAUCACAAAGAUAACAAGGCGCCGCCAUGAAAACCCUCCCCAUGGAGUUGCCAGCGUGAAAGAGUGGUUCAAUUAUGUUACAGCCACAAGGAAUGAAGAGUUAAACCUGCUUCGAAAUGUUGAUGCCAACAACCCAGAGAGCAGCACAACAGUGAAAAGCUCAAGCUUACUAAGUGGCUUCAGAGGUGGCUCCAGUUACAACCAUGAAACUGAAACCAUCUUUGCCUUACCAAGGAUGCAGCUGGAUUUUAAAUCUAUCCAUGUUCAAGAGCCCCAAGAGCCUUCAUUACAAGAUACAAGUGUUAAACCAAAGGUGGAAUGCAGUGUAGUAACUGAAUUUACAGACCACAUUUGUGUAACUAUGGAUGCUGAAUUGAUUAUGUUUCUCCAUGACUUGGUAUCUGCUUAUCUAAAAGAAAAAGAAAAAGCAAUUUUUCCUCCUCGCAUUUUGGCUGCUCGUCCAGGGCAGAAAAAUUCCGUUGGUGUUCUUGAGGACAGCUCCACUGACAAAGAGGCAGAGGAAAGCAUUACUUACACUACAGUUGACUGGAGAGAAUUUAUGUGCAAUACUUGGCAUUUGGAACCCACGCUCAGAUUAAUAUCCUGGACUGGGAGAAAAAUUGAUCCCGUUGGUGUUGACUACAUUCUCCAAAAGCUGGGCUUUCACCACGCAAGGACUACUAUUCCUAAGUGGCUGCAGCGCGGUGUCAUGGAUCCUUUGGACAAAGUUUUGUCAGUCCUUAUAAAGAAACUUGGUACUGCACUACAGGAUGAAAAGGAAAAGAAAGGAAAAGACAAGGAAGAAUACUAAAACUAUAAUGUGACAACCGUAAUUCCGUUUGAUUUUAUCAAAGUGUUUUAUUGUAUUUUAAGAAUUUAAAUAUGGUUUAAAGAGAAACCUAACAGCUUUUUGCUACUCUAUUUAAAACUUACAUUGUGAGUAACUGUUUACCGUGGUACAUGAUACCAUUCUGUAUUUGAAGUUACUGCAUGAUGAUGACCAAUGUACAUUCUGUGAAGGAAUAGCUGGAACACUGUAAAUCUGCUCCCCAGCGUCCGCUGUUUUAUUAUGUGCAAUAUCAUUCCUGCAUCUUCAGAAUACUUGCAGAUUAACUGUGAAUUUUCAUAAACUUUAUUUGCCAUAACACGAACCCCUCGUUGAUGUGACCGGUAAUUGAUUUGUCAGUGUAGCCUUGUGUAAAUUUUAUACAUAUAUAUAUAUAUUAACUUAUGAAACUGUGAUUGCCUUAGUGCUAAAAAUCAGUAAGUUUAUUACACUUGUAAUAAAAUUUAACUACUGUACAG
Messenger RNA from Cariama cristata (Red-legged seriema), 2779 nucleotides. RefSeq lists its product as uncharacterized. The transcript is spliced from 12 exons. NCBI's taxonomy places the organism in Eukaryota, Metazoa, Chordata, Aves, Cariamiformes, Cariamidae. The record is from RefSeq and is a predicted model, not a curated record. Gene Ontology annotation, biological process: synaptic vesicle endocytosis. The annotation marks the transcript as partial.